AUGCACAUGGAGGCGGAGGCACUACGUGCUAGUUUGUUCAUCGCAAUUCACCAAGGGUGGGAUGAAGCUGAAAUCGAGGGUGAUUGUGCAACUGUUAUGAAGGCAUUGGCUACUAUAGAUGGUGAUGUGAUUGAGGUUAGUUUUAUUUUGUCUGAUUGUCGUCAUUAUAUGGAGGCUUUCAGAUUUAUAUUACUUCGUCACGUUUAUAGAGAAGCAAAUGGUGUGGCGCAUAGACUGGCUCAUCUUGCUAGAUCAUCGAGUUUAAAUGAGUUUUGGGUUGACGAGCCUCCUGAUAUUAUUCAGGAUGUUCUCAUGGAGGAUGGUUGUAAUAUCUCACGAGGUUUAGGUAGUAUGACCCCCUCGUUAUACGAUAUUUCUCUUAAUAAUAAUAACAUGGGUGAUAAUAUCUAG
Molecule: messenger RNA, 411 nt
Organism: Fragaria vesca subsp. vesca
Lineage: Eukaryota; Viridiplantae; Streptophyta; Magnoliopsida; Rosales; Rosaceae
Product: putative ribonuclease H protein At1g65750-like
Exons: 1
Coding region: 1-411 (136 amino acids)
Source: RefSeq, a predicted model, not a curated record